GUGAAACACCACAGUCUUAUUGUCUGUACAGGGGCAUUGUGGGAUAUCAGCAACCGAAUUGACUGAAAGAAAUGGCAACAAACAUUGAACAGAUUUUUCGGGAUUUUGUGAUGAAUAAAAUAAAAGAAAUAGAAGAUGAAAGUCAGGAUAAGAGCCUUCCAGAGAAGGUGGAAUCUAAUAAUGGGGCACCACACACUGAGCAAGCGGCAGGUGUAAACGAAGAAGCCGCUCAGGUUGAUGCUCUGACCACAGCCGCAGAUAAAGUCUCAAACCCUGCAUCCAAUGUCAACAGUGGCAAAGAAGAAUUGAUUACUAAACACAAGAAAUCUAAAAAGCACAAAAAACACAAAAGCAAAAAGAAGAAGAAGAAACAUAAGGAGAGCAGCUCAGAAUCUGAGUCGGGCGGAAAGACGCAAGAAAGUGUGAAGAAAAAGAAGAGAAAGAAAAAGAAGAAACAUAAACAUGGAGAAAAGGGAAAAAAGUAUGAUUCACCGUCUGGAAGCUCUUCUGAAUCUGACACUGAAUCUGAGUCAGAAAUGAAACCUUUGUGUGAAACUGUUAAAACUUUAACUGGGAAGAUGCCUCAAGAUUUACCUGACAUUAUUCCUAAGCUUGAGACGGCGUUUGACAAACACAAAGAAAGUAAAAAAGACAAAAGAAGCUCCAGUCGCUGCAGGACAUCUCGACAAGACAAGAGUUUAAGAAGGCAGCGCUCCUGUUCCAGACAUAGAUCCAGAUCCCGGUCACCGAGACGAUCUUCGAGAUCAAGGUCCAAAUCACUUUCAAGGAAAAGUCCAAGAAGGCCGUGUGCGCAGAAAAGGUGGAGAAGUCGAUCCAGGUCUAGAUCCCAACGACGUAACCGACGGUCCAGAUCUCAUUCUACCGGAAGAGGCAGACAUUCCAUAUCCAGGUCACUGUCUCAAGAAAAUAGAUCAAGGUUUAACGCAAAGAAGAGCAAGAGAUCUCGAUCCAAAAGUAGGAGAUCGUCAUCAAGUUCCCGCUCACAAUCGAGUGAUCAGCAUCCUGCGAAUGAGAGAAAAAUGCAGAGUACAGAUGCAGAAAUGAAGCUUGAUGGCUCUCUAAACAAAAACCUAAAGGAAGCAGAAAACGGAGACCAAGAGAAAAGUGAGACUGGGCCAGAGACCCCCUCUACCAUUAUUAUUACAGACGGCAUAAUAAAUGAUGGCCAAGUUACUAGAUCUGCAGGCUCCUGGAGACCCAUUCCUUUCCUGAACGCAGGCGUGUCUGUUCCUGACUCCUCUGAAAAGUGUAUUACACCCACAAUGCCUUUGGAUACGAAAGAUGUUUUACUAUAUACCUCAGGUGGAUCCAGAGACCUCCAUGGCACUGAAAAGAAAGAAGAGAUCACUAGUUCUGAACUGAAAGACUCCCAAGACUUUAAACAGAAGUCCAUAUCACCAAAUCAAAGGCAUUCAAAAUCCCCUUCAAGAAAAAGAUCAACGUCCAGUUCACCUUUCCAACAAAGGCAGUUCAGAUCAUCCUCCAGGAACAACACGAAGUCUCCUUUGCAACGGAAAAGAUCCAAGUCCAGAAAACGCACUAGACGUUCUAAAUCCAAUUCGCCCGAUAGGAAAAGGUCAAAGUCCCAUUCACCAGGGAGAAGGAGAAGGUCUAGGACCUUGGAGAGAAAGCGAUCACAAUCUAGACACAGGUCUCGCUCUAAAUCCAGAAGGUCUAGGUCUGGCUCACGCCGGAAAAGGGGCGUUUUCAGAAACCGAAUGUUUAGCCAGCGGGAUCGGUGGAAACGAGAGCCGAGCCAUUCUCCUGUCGUCAUCCUGCGAAAGAAAAGAUCGACCUCCAGAACACACCGUAGCACCAGCACGACACCUCCACGCCUUACUGAGCUCGAUAAAGAACAGUUGCUUGAAAUUGCCAAAGCUAAUGCUGCAGCGAUGUGUGCUAAAGCUGGUAUGCCAAUUCCUGAGAGUCUGAGGCCAAAAACCAUCCUUCAGCUGCCCUUGCCAAACCCAAAUCCCACACCAUUGCCCUUACCCCUGCCCCUACCGGUCAGUCUCCCCAUGGGAAUGCAAGGAAUGUCUAACAUGACCAUGAAUGCUGCUGUGGCCAGCAUGACUGCUGCCACCAUGACCGCAGCUCUAUCGGGCAUGAACGCACUUGCUGCCAUGCCACAGUUGGCACCUUUGCCCACGAUUACCAACAAGCCUCCACCCUCGGCCACGCCAAAUCUGAAUCUGGUCUCCAUCGAGGAAGCGAAAAAAAAAUUGGCUAAGCAAGCAAACACCUACAGCAUCAAGGAGUUGACAGAAAAAUGCAAAAAGAUUGCGGAGAGUAAAGAGGAGAUGGCUAUCGCAAAGCCACAUGUUUCUGACGACGAGGAUGAUGACAGGCCCUUUGGAGCAGUUGCCCUUAAGGAGAAUAAGGGCAUUACCUUCUGUCUCAGUAACCCGUCUGUGAAGCCAGCAGUAAGGACCGAGGCUGCUUUUGCUAAGGAGUUCCCGGUGUCUUCAGGUUCACAGCAUCGCAAAAAGGAAGAAGAUGGAAUGUAUGGAGAAUGGAUGCCUGUGGACAAAAAGACCGAUAAAGCAGGGGCACCUUCAGCAUCUGCUGGGGCCGAGGACCAGAGUAAAGCCAACGACAGUGUCUUCCCUGAGGCGCCCUCACAGCCAGUGGACAUCACGCUUGCUAUUAGUGAAAGGGCAGUAGCACAGAAGAGACUGGCUGAGAAUCCCUUCGACAUCAAUGCCAUGUGCAUGCUCAAUCGUGCACAGGAGCAGGUGGAUGCUUGGGCCCAGUCCAACACAAUCCCAGGUCUAUUCACUGGUUCUACAGGUGCUCAAGUGCUCUCCUCUGAAGAGCUGUCCAACAGUGGCCCACAGGCUUGGAUCAAGAAGGACCAAUUCCUGCGUGCUGCCCCGGUGUCGGGAGGCAUGGGGGAGAUGCUGAUGAAAAAGAUGGGUUGGCGAGCUGGAGAAGGCCUCGGCAAGCACAGAGAAGGCACAGUGGAGCCUAUUGUAAUAGACUUCAAAACUGACCGCAAGGGGCUGGUAGCAGAGGGGGAGAAGACCCAGAAAUCUGGAAAUCUGGUGAUGAUGAAGGAUCUUUUAGGGAAGCACCCGGUGUCUGCUCUUAUGGAGCUGUGCAAUAAGAAAAAAUGGCCCCAGCCCGAGUUUGUCAUGGUGCUCCAUAGCGGUCCUGAUCACCGGAAGAAUUUUCUCUUUAAGGUGGUGGUGAAUGGAUGUGAUUACCAGCCUCAGACAGCCAGCCCCAAUAAAAAGCAUGCCAAGGCCAUGGCAGCUACAGUAGCUCUGCAGGCUAUGGGCGAGAUCGCUGGAGACAACGUGCAUUCAGGACCUCAGUUUACAGCAGCCACCAGCACCUGAUUAGUGCACUGACACAACACACAACUCGCUUCUCAUUUGAUUUGCCUGCUGGAUAUCAGUUCGGAUUCCUUUCUCUUUUCUACUUUUUAUCCCUGAUUUUAUUUUUUUUAAGUUUUCCUUUUGUAAACACAUCCUUACAGACCCGAGCCUGUCCAAGAAAACCUGAAAAAUCAGUAUGUGUGUAAGCCAGUCACCUGUAACAGUGAAGCUUCGCCAAAAGUCAUUACUGACCCGUAGAUUUUAGGACUUUCUGACUUUUAGGCUUCAAAGAGAAAUCCUGCUUUUUGUAACCCAAACCAUCUCUGAUCUGUCCGUCUGCUGUACUACAGGCUUCUUUGUGAAAUGAUGUGUGUUGAUACGGUUCCUUGUUACCCUGAGUUCUGUUUUAUACAUGAUUAAAUAAUGGUUCAUUUGAUACAUUUAGUUUUUUCUUCUUUAUGAAGGAAUUGCAGAUGUGGUGUAAUGUUGCUUCGGUCUAUACAUGUACAUAUGCAUAUGGUCACAUGUGGAAUAUUUUAUUUGAUAAAAUGUAAUAAAUUUGUUGUCUCAAGCA
This is a messenger RNA of Tachysurus vachellii, 3915 nucleotides long. RefSeq names its product protein SON (gene sonb). Gene Ontology annotation, biological process: regulation of mRNA splicing, via spliceosome; regulation of cell cycle. The coding region runs from base 72 to 3362 and encodes 1096 amino acids. The record is from RefSeq and is a predicted model, not a curated record. Gene Ontology annotation, molecular function: RNA binding. NCBI's taxonomy places the organism in Eukaryota, Metazoa, Chordata, Actinopteri, Siluriformes, Bagridae. The transcript is spliced from 13 exons.